GAUGAGGAGCUCGCAGAGAUCAAAAAGUACCAGCAGAAUGGCUUCUGGGCAAUCGAUCUGGAGGGCACGGUUUGGACGUACAGCAUGCGCCGCCGCGAGAAUGAGAGCAUCUCGUGCAUCUACAAAAAAAGCAGUGCGGACAAUAAAUGGUGCCAGCUCGUCGGGUUCCGCGACGCUCUGUUUCAGGAAACGGACCUGCCAGCGAUGAGAGACAAGCUCCUCAAGGCCACUCUCGUGAGGAUCGUGACAGAAGGGGUGAUAGAGAACAAGCAGGCCGCAACGAUCCGCGACGAGAUCCACGGCGCGUGGACGGCGGACUGA
This is a messenger RNA of Prorocentrum cordatum, 321 nucleotides long. The record is from the annotation of a GenBank genome assembly. NCBI's taxonomy places the organism in Eukaryota, Dinophyceae, Prorocentrales, Prorocentraceae.